UGCCUGGCUCAGCUUCAAGAGCGGAGUCACGUGUCCCGUACAUCCAGCCAGGAGGGACUUUCCGAGCUGGGACUGGGAGUGUUGUCAUGAUCGGAAGGCGCUCCUGUUGAGCUGCGUUGUUCCUGGUCUGUUGUAUUUUUGGUUUUCAUUUCUCGCCGAUGAUGCUUGCAACCGGAAGUAGACAUGGUUGCUGACACUUCGCUAGAAAACUGUUACUACAAACUGGACGAGAAGCCCGAGGUGACAGUGACCAAUGGCAGGUGGAGCGCGUUCGUGCUGUGCCUCAGCUUGUUGCUCGGUGUCGAGGUCUUUGGGACAGCGUGCCUCUUCUAUAGUUUCUCCAAGGAAAUCAAAGAGACACAAAAUCUGGCACGAUUAGAAGAUUACCAAUUGCGCUGCAUAAAUUAUCUUGCUGAACCUAAUUUUACAGAACAAGAACUUAAUGGUGAUAUUGAUUGUGAAUUUUGGCUUCAGGAACUGAAUGUCACACUUGAUAAGAGACUGAAAUCUGAUAUCAGAAACACAGUAUAUCAUGAAUUUGCAGUGCAAAAUGUAUCCUUAUUUGCAUAUGACAGACCAGCUAUCCACCUAAAGCCACAAAAAAACAGAGGACAAUUACGUAGUCGACUGGACAAUGAUUUUCCAUACUUCAAGCAAGCAGAUGGACGUGAUGUGAUCCUAUGGGAAAACUCAGAGGAGCUGACUUUCCAGCAAGGGUUGAUGGAUUACAGGGAUGGAGAGAUUAUCGUAUUAAGAGAUGGCCUAUACUUUAUAUAUUCGCAGAUUUAUUUUUGGACUACUCCCCAAGUCAAGGAGUUUCAACAACAACCUUUCCUUCAGUAUGUAUACAGAAAAACCUCUUACCAUGAUCCAAUCCUUCUGUCCAAAGCAGUUGUCACCAAGUGCUGGCAUGAGGCUGCUGAGUUUGAUCUCUUUUCCAGUUAUCAAGGAGCAUUGUUUGAACUGACCCAGGGUGACCGCAUAUUCCUAAAAGUGACAGAUGUUACUGCUGUAAGCUUGAAUGAAGAAUCCACCUAUUUUGGAGCAUUUAUGGUUUAUUAAACACUAAAAUCAAUAUCAUGGAGCCUUCACUAUGGUUGAUGCUUUACAUUAAUAUUUGCAUUGGACUAUAUAGGAGGGUUUUAAUGGUUCGGAUUUCGUGAUACAGUUUUCAAUGCUUUUUGGUUCAUUCUGUAUUGGUUCACACAGUGAAAAGAAUUCAAUUUUCAAUGCCUUCGUUCAAGAGAAAACACUUAGGUGUUAUACUGUACUUGCAAGAAAAUUUAGGUUUUCCCAAAUGUUAACCUUUUUUAACAGGUAUUUUUUGAUGUCAAAAACAAAUAGUAGGGCAAUAAAAAAGGAAAGACAUCCACUUAUCAAAUCCCUUUUUGUUUAUGUGAAAUGGACUAAUAAUUAUUCGCUGUCCAUUCUAACAACACCAGCUAAUAAUGAAAAAAAAUGGUUUUGUGAUCACUUUUCAGGUACCUAGUUGAAGAUAAGAGAAAAAGAAAUAUCAUCUGAAAUGUUAGUGCCUCUACUGGCUAAGGGCAACACUAAUAGAUUUUUUUUAAAUGUAGCUGAAUGUAGAAUUGGUGUUCAGUAGGUGAUGAUAUUAAAAUAACCAUUUCCAAUUGGAAAUGUGUGUACAAGGCCAGAGAGGCAACUGUUAACGGUAAGAAAAUUUUUUUCUGCAAUGCGUUAGCCACUUCCCAUGUCACACAUGGUCACUGUAUUAAUCCUUAUUCUGUAUGACGGAUUCCAACAGCCUUAAGAAUGAAAGUGUUUGUAGAUUUGAGUUGUGGUGUAGCCUUCUACAAGGCAGCUGAGUGAAAGAAAAUAACAUGCAAGCAAAAAUUCUCAGGCAGGUUUCCAACUGUGCUGCUGUUUUAGUGUUGGGUGUUGUUGCCAAUUCCAAGCACAAAUAUUCAGCAUAGAAUUAAGAAAGGUCAUCUGCCCUGCACUCAGUGGAAAGAUAUAGCAAGAGAAUCGGCAUACUCACAAAUGCAGUUCUAUAUGAAGUAAAUAUCUGUUAAUAAAAAUAAAUUCUAUGCAAUGUUAAAAU
This is a messenger RNA of Erpetoichthys calabaricus (reedfish), 2062 nucleotides long. RefSeq names its product tumor necrosis factor (ligand) superfamily, member 10 like 4 (gene tnfsf10l4). Gene Ontology annotation, molecular function: tumor necrosis factor receptor binding. The transcript has 5 exons. The record is from RefSeq and is a predicted model, not a curated record. The coding region runs from base 184 to 1062 and encodes 292 amino acids. Lineage: Eukaryota; Metazoa; Chordata; Cladistia; Polypteriformes; Polypteridae. Gene Ontology annotation, cellular component: membrane. Gene Ontology annotation, biological process: immune response.